Pecten maximus is the source of this 649-nucleotide messenger RNA. Its product is annotated as translocon-associated protein subunit delta-like. Gene Ontology annotation, cellular component: membrane; endomembrane system; endoplasmic reticulum. NCBI's taxonomy places the organism in Eukaryota, Metazoa, Mollusca, Bivalvia, Pectinida, Pectinidae. The record is from RefSeq and is a predicted model, not a curated record. Bases 65 to 580 code for a protein of 171 amino acids. The transcript is spliced from 6 exons.
UUAAUCAGAGUUGUCUCACCUUUAUAAAGUGUACUUCCGCUUUACCUCUUCCGACCCGGCAAACAUGGCGACUACCAGUAGCGUUGUUGUUCUCUGCUGUCUUUUCGUUCUCCCACUGUGUGUUCUAGGAGAUACAUGUUUGGCACCAGAUGUCAAGACUCAGACCUACACAACAACAGAGGCAGUCACUUCGACAGAAACUGUGUUCAUUGUUGAAUUUACAUUAAAAUGCAAGAACAUUGUGUCGAAUAUGAAUCUGUAUGCUGACAUUCAGGGAAAAACACUUCCUGUUACCAGGACAGUCUCUGGAGAUAAAUAUCAGGUCAGCUUCAGUGAUGAACACUCCAAACUACCAUCAGGCUCCUAUGACAUCAGACUUUUUGAUGAGGAAGGAUUUGCAGCUCUAAGAAAGGCUCAGAGGAGUGGUGAAGGUGCCGAUGCUGUAAAACCUGUUCAUACCAUCAACAUGAGUCAUCCUGGUGUGUGGAAAGGUCCAUUCCUGCAGAGCGAGUUUGUUGCAGCCGCUGUAGCAGUAUUUGUAUGGUAUCUUGCAUACAAUGCACGCAGCCAGCUACAGUAAUUCUUAUAAUAUUGUUUAUUUUAUACAAAUUAAUUAAUAUUAUUUUCAAAUAAAUUUUUUUUUAUGAAA